GAGGGAGAUGGAAGAAACCUAAGAAUAAAAUUAAUGAAUUAAUGAUUUGAACUGUUCUUCUUUCUUCUCAAUUGCCUCAAGUAGUUUCAGUUUCCUCUCCGAUGUUUUUAGCUUAUGAUUUUGCGAAUUUUACUUUCUUCUCGAAUAUGGAAAGUUUAGGACUCUCAAUUAGUUGUACAAAUCUUCAGUUUGUUAAACAAGAUAGUUUUUAUAUCUUUGUGUUAUCGGUAUAUUCGAGAAAAUUGAGGUUCGUUCAUUCUGUGUAGCCGCGAUUAUAUCUCUCUAAGGAUCGUGAGGGAGAUGGAAGAAACCUCUCCUGAUCCUUGUGUAGUAUUCCUUUAGAAUGAGUGGUGGCCGGCAGCGGACCCUCGGGGUUGGGAUUCAGCAUAUUUUAGACGAUCUGAAACGAAUGCAGGCUGAGAAUCCUGCUUUUUACUAUGCAGUUCAGGGCGAUGGAGAUCACUCUGGGUGGAGUAUAUUGGGAAUCGGAAUAUAGGCUUAACCAAGAUGCUGUUGCACAGGUUCUUCCAGGAACCCGCCAUUGUUUUUGCAAGUGGGCUAUAUUCAGAGAAACACAGGCUGCAGAUCCAUAUUCAAGGAGGAUAUUCAGAAAGUUCCAGGAGGAAUUGGUAGAAACUCUUGCCAAUCCUACAACCAAAAUUGAUGAUACAGGAGCCGUGGCAAGUAGUGAAAUUUGGGGAAGAUCAUAAAGCACAUGCGGUUAGUUUUAAUUCGUUUGAGUUGAAAGCUAAUUGCAGCUAUCAAUUGUUUGAAUAUUCGGGAAUAAUUUGCAGACAUAUAUUAGUAGUUUUCCUUCUCAAUAUGUAUUGAAACGGUGGACUAGAAAUGACAGAAAUGGAGAUGUAAUAGAUGGCCAUAAUUCUGAAUUGCCAAUUGAAUCUAGAGAUUCUUUGACUGUUAGGUACAAUAAUCUUCCUCAAGAAGCAAUCAAAUGUAACAUCUCAAGCUCACCGCUACCAGAUAUUGUCUGCUUUAGCCUGUUAUGUAUCGCCGUCAGCCUCACGGUUUUAAA
Cucurbita moschata (crookneck pumpkin) is the source of this 1033-nucleotide messenger RNA. RefSeq names its product protein FAR1-RELATED SEQUENCE 3-like. The transcript is spliced from 3 exons. Lineage: Eukaryota; Viridiplantae; Streptophyta; Magnoliopsida; Cucurbitales; Cucurbitaceae. Bases 438 to 710 code for a protein of 90 amino acids. The record is from RefSeq and is a predicted model, not a curated record.